GCGCUGCUGAGUCUCUGACUGGCAGGAAACAGCAGUGAGCGGUAAAAUGGCGCAUUGCUGAGCGACCCGCCAGAAGUGAGCAGAAACAUUAAAAAGUUUAAAGCGGUGUUCUGUAUUUACUCUGUUUCUGAGAGCGAACAGGGAUUCAGUGUUUUCACAGCGAUCAGGAACGGAGAGUAGAGGAGCAUGUUUGUGGCGCGAAGCAUCGCUGCAGAUCACAAAGAUCUGAUCCACGAUGUUUCCUAUGAUUUCCACGGCAGGAGGAUGGCGACCUGCUCCAGCGACCAGAGCGUGAAGGUUUGGGACAAAAGUGACGAUGGAGAAUGGCAUUGCACAGCCAGUUGGAAGACCCACAGUGGCUCAGUGUGGAGAGUGACGUGGGCUCACCCAGAGUUCGGACAGGUGCUGGCGUCCUGCUCUUUUGACCGCACCGCAGCAGUGUGGGAAGAAAUAGUCGGCGAAUCCAACGACAAACAGCGAGGACUUAGUCACUGGAUCAAGAGAACAACUUUGGUGGACAGCAGGACUUCAGUAACAGAUGUGAAGUUUGCACCAAAGCACAUGGGCCUGGUGCUGGCCACUUGCUCUGCAGAUGGAGUGGUGCGCAUUUAUGAAGCUCCAGACGUGAUGAACCUUAGUCAGUGGAGUCUGCAGCACGAGAUAUCCUGCAAGCUCUCCUGCUCCUGCAUCUCCUGGAACCCCUCCAGCUCCCGUGCUCAUCCUCCUAUGAUCGCUGUGGGUAGUGAUGACAACAAUGUGACCUACAGUGGAAAAGUACAGAUCUAUGAAUACAAUGAAAAUACCAGGAAGUACACCAAAGCAGAGACGUUAAUGACCGUUACAGAUCCUGUUCAUGACAUUGCUUUCGCUCCUAAUCUCGGGAGGUCUUUCCAUGUGCUUGCCAUAGCAACCAAAGAUGUCCGCAUUUUCAAGCUUAUACCUCUCCGGAGAGAAAGUACCACAAGCUCUGGACCAACUAAGUUUGAGGUGCAGGUGAUGGCUCAGUUCGACAGCCAUAACUCUCAGGUGUGGCGCGUCAGCUGGAACAUUACCAGUACCCUACUGGCCUCCUCCGGGGAUGAUGGCUGUGUUCGCCUAUGGAAGGCUAAUUACAUGGAUAACUGGAAGUGUACAGGGAUCCUGCGGGGUGAUGGCAGCCCAGUGAAUGGCUCCUCAGUUCAGGGUGCGGCUCUCGGUGCUGUGGGGUCUGGUGGAGCACAGACACAGAAUAGUGUGGUGGGAGCAGCUUCUGCCGGCAGAAAGAAAGCUCAACUGAUGCCAGGCUAACAGUGACCGGGUGCUUGCUGCAUGUACAUACACCCCUUACACACACACACAGUUGUGAUUGCAUACAGGAUUUGAAAAGAACUUCCUUCUGAUGCCUACACAGACAAUCCACACACUCCUCCAGCUACUAAUCCAAGGGUGUGUGGCAGUAUGCGUUUGGUGUGUGAAAACUGCAACUGAAAUAACUUCAGAAGUACUGAUUGUGUGUUGUGUUUGGUGGCACUUACUUUUUUUUUGUGAAACAGUUUUUGAUGUUAUACUGGUGGUCUUUGGAUCUGCUGAGUGUGAUGUAUAUUGUUAUGUUCUAUUCCUCUCAUGUCAGAAUAGUUGAGAAAUGAAUUAAAGGUGAAUUAAGCACAGGUAUUUUUUCUAAGCCUAAUGCCAUUAGUAAAUGGCUGUUCCAUUUGAUUCCAUUUCAAACUAAAUCAUGAUUGUUUGACCAAUAGAAAUGAUCCAAAAUGAAUAAAAGCCCUCAUUUUUCUCUAUUCUCAAGAAGUUACCGUUUUAGUGGUUGAAGGUUUUGUCACAGGACUGUAUAAGUUUUAUUUUUAGGACUGAAGACACUCCGAAUAGUCUAAAACACACUAAACACAAAAAUACAUGCCUCAUUUUGUACCUGUUCAAGGUGUUAAUGGUGUUAAUGUAAUAUGUUCCACUCCAGAUUUAUACACUUGCAAAGCCAGCUGUAUUCUAAUAAUAUUAAAUUGCUGAUAUGGUGCUGCUGUGGAACAGUUUUAUGUUCAAAUAAAAACUGCUAAUGCUGCUAAUAAAAAUAAAAGAAGGAAGGAAAACAAAUAGUCACCAGUUAUCCACACUUAGCAUUGCAUUCCAUUAAUUGUUAGCCACGUUAGCAUGUUUUUGUUUAGUUUAUUGCUUAAUUCUUUGAUGGGGAAACUGGGAAUUAGAUGGUCUGAUAUGAAGCAACUAAUGCCUUACUUAAACUGUACUAAUUCUGUGUGAGUGUGAGAAUAUAACCUGCAUUCCUCAAAGAGUGUGUUCUGCUGUUCCACAGUGUUAACAGCAGAGGGGGCAGUUAGCUGAACUGGUAUGCUAGUGCUCAGCAAGAGAGACAUUAUAAAUUCAGUAGUCUAGAUGGGUUUUAGCUUUACUGCUAAAACGUUUCUCUGGAUUAUGUGAAGGUUCACUAGAAAUACAGUUUACAAUUUUCCAAUUUUUACAGUUUUACAAGUGUCGUCAGUCACCCGAAAUAUGUUUGUUGUUUAAAGUUCACUUUUUCUGUUUUUAGCAUUGAAGCUACAAGGCUAAUUGCUAUAAUGAGCCUUUCCAACAAAUCACUUUAGCAGCAGCUUUUUUAUACAUAAAAAAAUAAAAUAUACAAUGUAAGAACUUUCAAUAUUCAAGAAAAUAAGCAGUUACUUCCAAAAGGAAGAAUAGGUUGAUUUAUGUUUAUUUGUUGGAAGGGCUCAAAUAUCAUUUUACCUUUAGUAUUCUCUGAGAUAUUAAUGGUAAAAUAUUGUACUAUCCUUCUAGUUCCUGCGAUUCCUUUUUUUUUUUUUUUUUUUUUUUUUUGCUUAAACACAUAUUGUGCUGUGAUUGGAAAAUACGCAUUAUGAGCUACAACUGCCUUAUAGCUCCACUAUAGAUGUACAGACUGUAGACCAACUGUAGUUCAACUGUUGAUGCACAAUGUAUUCAUCAUUGGCGAGUCUCUGGUGACCGCUGUUGUCCAAAUAUUAUUGAGGUGGUGAAUCAUUUUCAGAACAUUAGUGAUAAAAUAGCCAGUAAAGGUAGAAACUGACCACUGAUGAAGAAAUAGGAAAUUGGUGUGCAGCUAACACAAACUGAAUCAAGUUAGGCUACAUGUCGGCAAACUAAUGCUACUAGAGAAGUGUUUCUCAUGAGGUGACCAGUGCUGGUACCUCACACCUCAUUAGAAGUUAGAGUUGAAUGUAAUCUGCAGGUUAACAUCUAUGAUGGCCCAAGGCGGAGCUAAAAAUUCUUAUGGACAUUUAUUUUGUCUUGGUUUCAUCAAGUUUAAAAACAACACAGUGUUUCUGUACAUUUACGUUUCAGCACGUCUGGGUGAUUUGUAUGUGUGAAAUAAAGUUUAUUACACAGCA
Molecule: messenger RNA, 3368 nt
Organism: Astyanax mexicanus (Mexican tetra)
Lineage: Eukaryota; Metazoa; Chordata; Actinopteri; Characiformes; Acestrorhamphidae
Gene: seh1l
Product: SEH1-like (S. cerevisiae)
Exons: 9
Coding region: 187-1287 (366 amino acids)
Biological process (GO): cellular response to amino acid starvation; positive regulation of TORC1 signaling
Cellular component (GO): Seh1-associated complex; nuclear pore outer ring
Molecular function (GO): protein binding; structural molecule activity
Source: RefSeq, a predicted model, not a curated record